Molecule: messenger RNA, 1466 nt
Organism: Brassica napus (rape)
Lineage: Eukaryota; Viridiplantae; Streptophyta; Magnoliopsida; Brassicales; Brassicaceae
Product: pyruvate kinase, cytosolic isozyme-like
Exons: 3
Coding region: 291-1451 (386 amino acids)
Biological process (GO): glycolytic process
Cellular component (GO): cytoplasm
Molecular function (GO): pyruvate kinase activity; magnesium ion binding; potassium ion binding
Source: RefSeq, a predicted model, not a curated record
GACGCUGAGAAAAAAAGAAGUCGUCUAGCACCACCGCCUCUUUUCUACGUCGUAUCUUAUCUUCCUCUCCUCUCCAUCAAGCAGGAGUCGUAGCCCAAUCCGUUGGAGAUCCGCUGCUGUUGCAAAUCUACACCGUUAGCCUCCGUGAAACCCUAAUUAGAAGCAAAACAAAGGUUGUUGCUUUUCCGACAAGGCAGAUCCUUUUCUCCGUUGUCUGAUUAUAUUUUUUUUUUCCACAAACACAAACGGACAAUUCUCUAUUAAAAAAUAAGCCUAGGGGAUUUUUCAGAAUGGCGUACGUGAAAGAUGAACAAAAAAUUAAGAUUGGAGCGGCAAAGACUAAGAUGGUGUGGACACUUGGAGCAGCGUCUAGUAGAUCUGUUGUGAUGAUAGAGAAGCUUCUCGAAGCUGGUAUGAACAUAGCCCGAUUCGAUUUCUCUGAGGGGUCUCACGCACACCACCAAGAAACUAUCAUUAAUCUCAGAACCGCCAUACAGAACACUGGUAUCCUCUGCGCCGACAUGCUCGACACAAAGGGUCCUGAGAUACGAACUGGAGAAGGACAGACUAUUAAUCUCCCCACGCUUACACGGAAAGAUAAAGUUGAUAUUGUUCAAUGGGGAAUUCCGAAUAGGAUCGACAUCAUUGUUCUGUCCUCUGUUCACAAAGGGUCUGAUCUAGACCAAGUCAGGAACUUGCUUGGUAUGCACGCAAACAACAUCAUGCUUAUGUCAAAGAUUGACAAUGAAGAAGCAGCUGCUAAUGUGGAUGAGAUUAUGGAGAAAACUGAUGCAGUCUUGUUGGCUAGAGGCAGUCAGGUAAUGGAUCAGAAAAAGAUGAUCGACAAGGCUAGUGCACUCGGGAUACAUAUCGUGACAGCCGUACAGAUUCUUGGGGGCCAAACCACCGACGACGACCUCCCCAACGCUGUCCUCGAUUGCACCACCGAUUGCGUCAUGCUCCUCGACGGCGGCGACGAAGCUCACCCUGACAUAGUCUUGCAAAGAAUUUCAAGCCUCUGUAAAGAGUUAGAGAGUUCUAUCGAUUACAAAUCUGUGCAGCAAAAAAUAAGGAAAGCUCUUCCGAGACCGUUACAACCCAUCAUGGCGAGGAAAGCCGCUUACGCCUGUUGGAAGUACCCCAAAGCAAAGGCCAUCAUUAUCACUGCCAAGGCUGCGGUAAAUCUUGUGGCCAAGUGCAGGCCGAGCGUUCCUGUUCUCUUGGUUGUUUCGAUGUCGGAGUCCUUUAAAUGGUCGUCUCAUGUGGCCAGUCAUGGCUUGGUGUCCCGUGGGAUCAUUCCGCUGAUGGGGGCGGAAUCGAAAACGAUUGGGGACAUGAUUAGUUUCGGUGUCCAAGUCGCAAAGAAAGGGGGAAUCUGUAAUGCUGGAGAUUUAGUGGUGGCGCUCCGCGUCCUCAAUGGCUGUCCUGUCCUCCUGCCUCUGCAUGUUUAGUAGGCGCUUUUAGUU